UGCAUAUUCAAUUUGUUGCUCCCAUGCCAUCCAUCUCAAUAAAUUAACAUGACCACAACACAAUCUUGGAGUGGAAACUCCAUAUCAUCUCUCCCUACAAACUCUCCACAGCAUCUCAGCCACCACCACAUCAAGCGCAUGAACAAAAGUACCGAGACAAAUGCAACCACCCGGAAAGCCGAAUCUCCAGCCGGAGAGUCAAAAAAGACAAACCACGCACGCAUUCCACAUGACUCAGACAUUUCAUCGAACACCUCCCCUGCACAUAUAAUAAACCCCACUCCUCCGAACCCAAUCCCCAUCAUCAAAUCAUCUCGAAAGCAGCAAGCAUUAAUUAACCACCAGACCACGUACACCAUGAGUCCUCUUCGCUACUCGGCAGCCGUGGGUAUCUUGGUCGUAGCCACCAUCGUCGGAGUAAUGGGCGCCAACGAGCCGGCGCCGCCGGCGUGCUCCACGGUGUACGACGAGCUGCAGCCGUGCAUCCCGUACUUCACCGGACGCGGGGACCCGGCGAAGGAUUGCUGCAGCGGGGUGAAGGCGCUGCAGCCGUACUCCAAGGCGAAGUCGAAUCGUGUGGCGAUCUGCCAGUGCCUGAAGUCGAUGGUGAAUUUGGUCCCGGGGGUCGAUUUGUCAGCCGCGUCCAAGCUGCCCAAGAAGUGCAACGUCAACGUCAAGCUUCCCAAGCUCUCUCUAGACAUCGACUGUUCCAACUCGCCGAAGCUCCACUCUCAACUUUCCACGACUAAUUUGUUGGCCUGGACUCCAAUUCAAUUCACCUUCCCCAAACCUACUGAGCUCCAAAGCAGCCAAGCAGAUGGUCGCCCAUCUCAAAAGGGAAUGGGGAAUGUGCAUCAGCAUCGGUUCUUUGGAAACUGCUCUGGCAAUACAACUGCUCUGGGUCUGUAUCAUGGCAUAAGACGUAGUGGGUUUUUGCUUCCAUCAAUUAUUGGACCAUCUUCUGCCCGGUAUAUGUCCACGGCCAUUGGUGAAAGUUCAGACAAGAUUGAACUGAUCAGCGAUGUUACUGAGGUUCUUACAGAAACACCCAUUGAAGCUGUCGCUAGCCAAGCUGCUGGUGUUAGUGAAGUUGCGGUUGCUGCUGCUGAUUCGUUCUUGCCUAUUAAAGUCCUUCAGCAUUGCGUUGAUGCAGUCCAUACUUUUACUGGUUGUAACUGGUUUCUGUCCAUCGUUUUAACAACUCUGAUCCUAAAGACAGCAACUCUUCCCUUCCUGAUAAUUCAUCUUAAAUCUAACAUAAAGCUUUUUCUUUUGAGACCGCAGCUGGAGCAGAUUGAGAAAGUCAUCCGAGAUGAGAGUGCAGAGCCAGAGGCUAUUCAUGAAGGCCAGAAAACAAUAGAGAAGCUUUACGAGGAACAUGGUAUUACUCCUUUUACUACGUGGAAAUGGUAUUUCAUUCAGGGUCCUGUUUCCGUUUGUUUUUUCCUUGCGAUUCAGAACAUGGCGGAAAAAGUGCCUUCCUUUAAAAAUGGCGGAGCAUACUGGUUCACCGAUCUGACUACUCCGGACAGUAUGUACCUACUUCCGGUUUUGAUCGGAUUGGGUUACUUGACAUCAGUUGAGGCCAUAUGUGGCUAUUGGUUAACAUACAGCUCCUUCUCAGUGUUGUGUGGUUUGGCGACCAAGCUUUCUGCGGUGAAGAAAUUGUUGGGGUAUCCUGAAAUAGCCAUGCCACCCACUGCCACUACAGCUACGCAGGCACCCUUCAACCUGUUUUCAACACCCAAACUGGAUGAAGAAAUGGAAGAGGAAGUGCCAUCGGUGUCAUCCGACGAAUCAUCAUCGUCAGCAAAGACAUCCAGUUGUAGAGCGUCAUCAUCUUGCAAGGAGUAAUACAGCGAUUAUGUUCAUGAACCGACGAAGUGAUCACGCAGAGGAACACAAAGGUUCCGCGGCGUGUUUCAUCUAUGGUUGCUCACAUAUGACAGCAUUUUAGAGGAGGACGAUAGAGGUGUUUAGCUUGAAAAAAUGAUACCCCGUUUGGAAGAGUCACACGGCUAAAGGGCAGGAGGGGGAAGAUUAAUGCCCUGUUGCAGAAGAAGCUAAUGACAUAGAAAUCAAAACAUAGCUCUGUUUAGGACUUAAGUUGUCUAGUAUACUAUUUUCUGUUUCGUUUGUUGAAUUAGCAAACUAUUAAUGAUAAUUUUCACCAAACUACCAAGUCAUUAUCAGUUUAAUUAACUCGCAGG
Messenger RNA from Linum tenue, 2210 nucleotides. The record is from the annotation of a GenBank genome assembly. NCBI's taxonomy places the organism in Eukaryota, Viridiplantae, Streptophyta, Magnoliopsida, Malpighiales, Linaceae.